AUGCCAAUGAUUGAAAUUGUGCCUAAGGAGGCAAAGGUUAAGGAAUCUAAGAAUGAGAAGAACUACAAUGUUAUUCUCAAGGAUGUGCAAAAGAGCGGUUGUUCGAGUCAGGCUGAUCUAUUGAGAUGGGUAAAGGAACAUGUUGAUGAAGUCAACAGGUGGUUCCCAAAUCCAAAGCCAGUAUUGGCCGACUAUGGCAAUACAACCAAUUUGAAGAAACAUAUUCAACACCAUCAUAAAGAAGCAUACCAAGAAACAACAAAAAGGCUCGAAGAAACGGUGACAGCAUCGAAGAGAAAACAGCCUGAAGACAUUAGUGAGCCAGGUACGAAGGGUAAGCAGAUAAAAAUGGAACAGUUUGUGAGCCAUGUUAACAGGUGGGCUGCAAAUGAUCAUCGCACGUUGGCGGCAGACAGGAAGUUAACAGAAAUGAUCUGUUUAGACAUGCAGCCGAUGUCCAUGGUUGAAGAUACUGGCUUCAAGACUUUUGUCGACACUCUGCAGCCAUCCUACAGUUUGCCAACAAGGAAACACUUGAGGUGGAAUCUAAUUCCAAAGCUCUACAAUGAAAUCAAGGCCAACAUCAAACAACAGCUUGAAAUGGUGGAGAUUGUUAGCAUAACAACUGACCACUGGACAUCCCGUGCGAAUGAUGCGUACAUGUCAGUAACAGCGCACAUCCUUACAGAAGAUUUUGAGCUCAAAGAUUUCUGCCUGGACGUUGCAUACAUGCCCCAGAGCCACAAUGCUGAGAACAUAUCACGGGCACUUGUUGACAGUGUGAAGAGCUGGAUACCUGGUGCCGGAACUAAUAAAGAAGUGAAAAUAUAUGUAGUGUCGGAUAAUGCGGCCAAUAUUCAAGCUGCAUGUCGAUUGCUUCCAGACAACUACAGAGCAUUGAACUGUUUUGCACAUACGCUACAACUUGUAAUCAAAGAUGGACUGAAAGAAUUCACUGGAGCCCAGAAUGUAAUUUCCAAGUGCCAGAACAUCGUGAAUCACUUUCACCACUCAGCAAAAUCUACACAUAUGUUGAAAGGCAUGCAAAAAACAAUGCAGAUGCCAGACCACAAACUAAAAUCACAGUGCGAAACCCGAUGGAAUUCAACAUUCCAAAUGAUUGAUGGUGGAGCAAAAACAUGCAUUGAAUGCCACUCUUGCAUCUAUAACGAAAGUCAACAACCUUUCCGCACACGAAUGGAAGACUGCCGAGGAGUAUGUGCAAGUUCUUCGUCCAUUUGA
Messenger RNA from Gigantopelta aegis, 1242 nucleotides. Its product is annotated as E3 SUMO-protein ligase ZBED1-like. Lineage: Eukaryota; Metazoa; Mollusca; Gastropoda; Neomphalida; Peltospiridae. Bases 1 to 1242 code for a protein of 413 amino acids. The record is from RefSeq and is a predicted model, not a curated record. The transcript is spliced from 3 exons.